AUGGAAGAUAUUUUCAUUCUUCACAAACCUACAAAUGAAUUCUUUUAUUUAGAUGUUUCUGAAUCAUUUACAAUAACUGACAAUACUUUAAUACCAUGGGUUGACCUUACUUAUACCAAAGCUCCUUCUAAAGUACAAGCUACAGCGUGUAAUGGUGGAAAAAACAAUGAUAUAAUUUUUAUUUUCGGUGGUUCUGUUUAUAAUCAAUCUUUCUUUAAUCAAUUUGAUACAAGUAAACAACAGUGGAGUGAUAUAAUAUCUGUCGGAAAUGUGCCUACCGAUAGAUAUCUUAUUUCAUGUGCUAAUUUUAAUAAUGGAAUGACCACCAUUUUUAGUGGUGUUAAUAGAAUAAAUGAUCUUUGGAUAUUCAAUUCAUUAUCUUUAACAUGGAAUUUAAGCAAUGCAACAAAUGCACCUCCAUCUCGCGAGGGUUAUAGUGCAAUAACUUUGCCUAAUAAUAAUAUUUUAUAUAUUGGAGGAAAAAAUUCUUAUAAUCCUUUUAAGUAUAUGCCAAUGAAUAUUUUACCGUUAUAUAAUACAAAAUCUGAUACAUGGGAAAUUCUGAGUAUAUCUGACCCAACCCCUCCUGCUCGUAGUUAUUUUUCAGCAGUAUUAACUCCUGACGGACGUAUCAUAAUUUUCGGUGGUGAUAAUGGAACAACUUUCGGUGAUCUGUGGAUUUUAGAUAUUGUAACAUUUCAAUGGUCAAUUGGAAAUAUUUUAAAUCCAAUUGCAGAUCUAACUCUUUCUGACCAUACAGCAACAUUAGUGAAUAAUUAUAUGUUUGUUGCUUUUGGUCGAUUUUCAAAUCUUAGUUAUUCAUCAAGAAUAUUUAUGCUAAAUGUAAAUCAAAAAGACUCAUAUAAUUGGGUUACUGAAUUUACUUCAAAUCUUACAAUUUCAAAUAAUACAAUUCCAAGUGAUACAAACUUUAUCGCUAUAGGUUCUAAAAACAUUAAUUUAAUUAUUGGUGUCAUUAUUGGCGGUGAGGCCAAGG
Molecule: messenger RNA, 997 nt
Organism: Cetraspora pellucida
Lineage: Eukaryota; Fungi; Glomeromycota; Glomeromycetes; Diversisporales; Gigasporaceae
Source: the annotation of a GenBank genome assembly